AUGACAUCACAGUGUGGAAUAACAGGAAAGGCUGCCAAACCCCCGGCUGAGGAGAAGGCUUCAGAAGAACAGCCUGAGAAGCCGGAGACCAAAGCUGAAGAUGAGGAAGCAGAGCCAAUGGAGGGUGAAGAAGAGGCAGAAGGAGAUGACUCUGAAGAGGGCGAGAAUGAAGGAACAGAAGAGAAGGAAAACGAGGAGGAAGAUGUCGACAAUCUGCAACUAGCCUGGGAGAUGCUGGACCUUUCCAAAGUUAUAUUCAAGAGGCAGCAGAACAAGGAAUCCCAACUCAAGGCUGCACAAGCUCAUCUCAAGCUGGGAGAGGUCAGCAUAGAGUCAGAGAACUAUGGCCAGGCAAUAGAAGAUUUCCUUGCAUGUCUGAACAUCCAGAAAGAGCACUUAGAAGAACACGACAGACUCCUUGCUGAGACCCACUACCAGCUCGGCCUGGCUUACCAGUACAGCACCAAGCAUGAUAGUGCCAUAUCCCACUUCACCCAGUCCACUGAGGCCAUAGAGAAGAGAAUGGCUCUGCUCACAGAACAGUUGGAAAAAGCUGCAGGCGAAGCCACCGAGGAACUUAAGAAGGAGAUGGAGGAACUGAAGGGACUUCUUCCAGACAUCAAGGAGAAGAUUGAAGACUCCAAAGAAGCGCAGAAAACUGCCGACGCAACAGAAAAGGCACUUAAAGAGACUUUGAUUGGAGCGUCAUCAGGCUUCUCCCAAGAGAACGGAAGUGCUUCAUCUUCAUCAGCACCAGCUGUAUCUUCAUCUAUAUCUUCAUCAUCUGCUCCAGCAGAGAAGAAUGGGGACAGCACUGUACCGUCCAACUGUGUGUCUGACAUCUCCCAUCUUGUGAGGAAGAAGAGGAAACCAGAGGAAGAUAGUCCCCUGAAAGAGGCCAAGAAACCGAAGGCGGAGCCUGUGGAGAACGGAGCUAAGAAUGGGUCAGGGGAUGCUGUGGUGCCCACGAAUGAGGAAGCAGAAGAGGCAGAGAAGCAGACCCCAAUGGAGACCACAGCAGUGGAGAGUACUGCAUGAUGCAUACACCCUAAAGGGACUUUUUGUAUAUAAAUUGUAUUUUUUCCACUUUUGUUCAAAGCAUCUUUUUGUAAAACAAAAUAAAGGUUAAAUAAAAAGAA
Messenger RNA from Rana temporaria (common frog), 1139 nucleotides. RefSeq names its product nuclear autoantigenic sperm protein (gene NASP). Gene Ontology annotation, biological process: DNA replication-dependent chromatin assembly; CENP-A containing chromatin assembly. The record is from RefSeq and is a predicted model, not a curated record. Lineage: Eukaryota; Metazoa; Chordata; Amphibia; Anura; Ranidae. Gene Ontology annotation, molecular function: histone binding. Gene Ontology annotation, cellular component: nucleoplasm. The coding region runs from base 1 to 1038 and encodes 345 amino acids. The transcript has 11 exons.